This is a messenger RNA of Puccinia triticina, 3252 nucleotides long. RefSeq lists its product as uncharacterized. Gene Ontology annotation, cellular component: SUMO activating enzyme complex; cytoplasm. The coding region runs from base 1 to 3252 and encodes 1083 amino acids. The transcript has 17 exons. Gene Ontology annotation, biological process: protein sumoylation. Gene Ontology annotation, molecular function: SUMO activating enzyme activity. Lineage: Eukaryota; Fungi; Basidiomycota; Pucciniomycetes; Pucciniales; Pucciniaceae. The record is from RefSeq and is a predicted model, not a curated record.
AUGCAAUAUGCAAUAUACUCGCAUCGGGUAGCUCGGGCAGGGCUUGUUGGUCCCGAACUCCGACCCCCGCAUGCCCGACACGAGCCCCGAUGCCUCGAGGCACCAGCGCUAGCCGGCCUACAUAUCAUGUGUCAUCAUCAUCGGACAACAACUGAAGGUAUCAUGGUAGUUUCCAACCCCCAGGCCAGCUCUUCAAACCCCGUGGACAUGCAGCUCGAUCAAUCAACUAUCGAUGAAAGUCUCUAUUCCCGGCAAUUAUAUGUCCUUGGGCACGAUGCCAUGCAGAAGAUGGCCAACUCGGACGUGUUGAUCGUUGGCAUGAAAGGAUUGGGCGUUGAGAUCGCUAAAAACAUUUGUCUAGCUGGAGUCAAAUCCGUAACUAUACACGACCCUGCCCCAACUUGUCAAGCAGAUUUGGGCACACAGUUUUUCCUGCGCGAUUCAGAUAUCGGGAAGCCGCGCGAUCACUCGACGCAACCAAGAAUGGCCGAGUUGAACUCCUACGUUCCAGUUCGUGUCCUGGGAGAAGAACUUACGAAGGAUGUCUUGAAAACCUUCCAGGUCGUAGUGUUUACCAACACACCCCUUUCGAAACAAUUAGAGUUUAACGACUUCACGCAUCAAAACGGAAUCCAAUUCAUCUCAACGGAUGUCAGGGGUCUUUUUGGCUCAGUGUUCUGCGACUUUGGUCCCGAAUUCAUCGUCUUGGACACCACCGGUGAACAACCUGUUUCUGGCAUGGUGGUUUCCAUAGAAAACAGCUCUGAAGGACUCGUCACAACUUUAGACGAAUCAAGGCAUGGUCUUGAAGAUGGUGAUUAUGUCACAUUCACCGAGGUAGAAGGUAUGGACGCCCUUGUUCAGGGUGAACCACGCAAAGUAACCGUAAAAGGUCCGUAUACAUUUACCAUUGGGGACACUACAUCGCUGGGAAACUACAAGAAAGGUGGAUGGUUCCACCAAGUCAAACAACCCAAAGCGUUACACUUCAAAUCUCUCCGGGAAUCGUUGCCUCAACCUGAGUUCUUGAUUACCGAUUUCGCGAAGUUCGAUCGGCCAGCUGUCCUACAUACGGGCUUUCAAGCUCUUUCGCAAUUCGAAGAGAAAUACCACCGCCUACCAAAACCGCGAAACUCUGCAGAUGCCGAGUUAUUCUUAGCAAUGGCCAAAAGUAUCCACAAAGGUGACGAGGAGCUCCCGAAAGAGGUUCUUGUGGAAUUAGCAUAUCAAGCUACGGGAGAAUUAGCUCCCAUUACUGCAGUCAUUGGUGGAUAUGUCGCCCAAGAGGUUCUGAAAGCAUGUUCGGGCAAAUUUCAUCCAACUUUCCAACAUCUAUAUUUCGAUGCGCUCGAGGCCCUUCCCACCGAAUUACCAACCGAAGCCGAUGUUCAGCCCACCGGAUCAAGGUAUGAUGGUCAAAUCGCAGUGUUUGGGAGUCAAUUCCAGAAGAAAAUCAGUAAUUACCGACAGUUCCUAGUCGGGGCUGGUGCGAUCGGAUGCGAGAUGCUGAAAAAUUGGGCCAUGAUGGGUCUAUGUGCGGGUCCCGAUGGCAAGAUAUCGGUAACAGAUAUGGAUUCGAUUGAGAAAAGUAACUUGAAUCGGCAAUUCCUGUUCCGACCUCGUGACCUUGGUUCAUUUAAGAGCGAGGCUGCACCCAGGGCAGUUAGUGAAAUGAAUCCAGACCUUCAAGGAAAGAUCCAAAGCUUUCAAGAAGCCGUGGGAGAUCGCACGGAGCACAUCUUUGGAGAUGAAUUCUUUGACCAUCUCGAUUGCGUGACCAAUGCGCUCGACAACGUUCUAGCCAGACAGUACAUGGAUCGGCGUUGUGUGUAUUACGAGAAACCACUCUUGGAGUCAGGAACAUUAGGAACAAAGGCCAACGUGCAGGUUGUUCUGCCUCAUCUGACCGAGUCCUACUCAUCUUCCCAAGACCCACCAGAAAAAGAGGCUCCGAUGUGUACCGUCAAAAGCUUCCCCAAUAUCAUUGAACACACCAUUCAGUGGGCGAAAGAGCGUUUUUCCGAAUUCUUUACCAAACCCGCCGAGACAAUUAACCAAUACCUCACGAUUCCGAAUUACCUUGACACUUUGAGACAAGGAGGGAACCCGAUCGAGCAGAUCAACCAAAUCAAAGAAUUCCUUGUCGAGAAUCGCCCAACCACCUUUGCCGACUGUGUCACAUGGGCUCGAUUGAAGUUUGAGCUGGAGUUUAACAACGAGAUCCGACAACUGUUGCACAGCUUGCCACGUGACUUGAUUACCAAGGAAGGCGUUCACUUUUGGUCUGGUCCCAAAAGAGCCCCUGAGCCGAUUACGUUCAACCCCAACGACCCUCAGCAUAUGACGUUUAUUAUUGCGGCAGCGAACCUUCUAGCAUUUAACUAUGGAAUUAAAGGUGAUCGGGAUCCUUCCGGAAUCCAUAAACUCGUCAGUUCAGUCACUGUGCCCGAGUUUUCCCCCAGAGCCGGUCUUCAGAUUCAAGUGAAAGAUGACGAACCGGUCAACAACCAAGCCAAUGGUGACGAAGAUCAAUCAGAGAUGGUGGCCAAAUUGCCCAAGCCCGAAGAACUAUCCGGCCUCAAGCUUCACCCAUGCCAGUUUGAGAAAGAUGAUGAUACAAACUUCCACAUGGACUUCAUCACCGCGGCCUCAAAUCUUCGGGCGACCAAUUACUCGAUCGCGCCGGUUGAUAAACACCGCACUAAGUUGAUUGCCGGACGGAUCAUCCCGGCCAUCGCGACGACAACUGCUCUGGCUACCGGUUUGGUUUGCAUCGAACUCUAUAAGAUUAUCGGUAAGAAGGAUAAGCUGGAGUCCUACAAGAACGGCUUCGUCAAUCUGGCCCUGCCCUUCUUCGGCUUCUCUGAACCGAUCGCUGCUGCCAAGAACAAAUAUUACGACAUAGAAUGGACCCUCUGGGAUCGUUUCAAUAUCGAUUACGAUCUUACGUUGCAAGAGUUGAUCGAUUAUUUCAAGAAAGAGAAAAAGCUGGAGGUGACUAUGCUGAGCAGUGGAGUCUCGAUGCUUUACAGUAGCUUUAUGGCUAAGAAAAAAGUGGAAGAAAGGAUGAAAAUGAAGAUGAGUGAACUGGUCGAGACAGUUUCCAAGAAGGCGAUCCCCCCACACGUUAAAGCCAUGAUAUUCGAGGUCAUGGUCAAUAAAACUGAAGCUGAAGGAAAUGAAAAUGAGGACGAGGAAGACGACGACCAAGAUGUGGAGGUACCUUACAUCAAAAUCCGAAUCCGCCCAUGA